Molecule: messenger RNA, 1752 nt
Organism: Clonostachys byssicola
Lineage: Eukaryota; Fungi; Ascomycota; Sordariomycetes; Hypocreales; Bionectriaceae
Source: the annotation of a GenBank genome assembly
AUGAAGCUCUUUAGACUGACCCUGUUGGGUCUCUUUUCCGCUCUCUUCUACUCAUCAGCUCAAGCCCAGGAAGCAAACUCUACCUUUUUCAACCCAGUGCUCCCAGGCUGGCACUCGGACCCAUCCUGCAUACGGGUCGAUGAUACCUUUUACUGUGUAACUUCUACCUUUAUUGCCUUUCCUGGACUGCCGGUCUACGCAUCCAAGGACCUCAAGAACUGGCGUCUCAUCUCACAUGUGUGGAACCGUGAGAGCCAGCUACCAGGUGUGUCCUGGAACACUACUAUCCAGCAGGAUGGCAUGUGGGCGCCCACGAUCCGGUACCAUGACAAUAAUUUCUGGGUUAUCUGCGAGUAUAUUCUCAAUGGUGCUACCCUAGAAGAUGUUGGUGACGGUACUCUUGGCGUUCUCUUUCGAACAGCAGACCCCUGGAGUGACGAGGCUUGGACAGACCCGUUGAUCUUCCACCCCAACAAGAUUGAUCCUGAUAUCUUUUGGGAUGAUGACGGCAAGGCCUACGUCGCCACACAAGGUAUUGUUCUCCAAGAGCUUGAUCUUGUGACAGGAGAACUUACUCAGCCGGCUAUCAGUAUCUGGAAUGGUACUGGCGGCAAUUGGCCAGAGGGUCCGCAUAUCUACAAAAGAGAUGGCUGGUACUACUUGCUCAUUGCCGAAGGCGGCACGGGAUCCAAACAUGCUGUGACUAUUGCUCGAGCAAAGGAGAUCUAUGGGCCUUACGAGUCUAACUCAGCUAACCCCAUUCUAACCAACCGCAAUACGACAGAAUACUUCCAGCGAGUAGGACAUGGGGAUCUGUUUGAUGAUAUCGAUGGCAAUUGGUGGGCUAUUGUACACGCUUCAAGAUGCGGAAGCGAGUUUAAAGUCCACCCAAUGGGCCGUGAGUCGGUCAUCGCCCCUGCGCGCUGGGACGAAGGUGGAUGGCCAGUCAUAGACACAGUGCGAGGCGAGAUGGAGAUGUGGCCCCUGCCCGACGAGAAUAGGGAUAUCCCUGGUGAUGGCUACUUCAAUGGCGACCCGGAUGAAUUUGACUGGGAUGCUCCAUCUGUCAUUCCAAAGCACUUCUUGCACCACCGCGUCCCGAGAUACGAAAACUUCAAGUUCACUGAUGAUGGCCUUGAGAUAGUUCCCAGCAGGAGCAAUCUCACCGGUAACUACGACGGCGACAUUUCGCUCACUGGCCAACGAGGCAUCUCGUUCGUCGGACGAAGACAGACGCACACAAUCUUCAACUUCAGCGUCGACGUCUCUAUUUCGGCGACGCAGGUCGGCCAAGAAGCUGGCAUCACUGCGUUCCUUGCUCAGGAGAAUCACAUGGAGAUUGCUCUAGCUUACCUCAAGCCUUGUGAUGAAGAGGCGGGCCUAUUUGUUCGUUUCCGCUCUCAUGGAGCUCUAAGAUCCCCGAGUGCACAGUUCCGCCUCCCCUCCGACUGGGUUGGCACAGAGUCAGUCCGCCUCCACAUUCAGGCGAGAGAUCCUGAAAACUAUAUUCUCGGUGCCUCGCUGGGGGACGGAGAGAUGCUCGAGCUGGGAACUGCGUCCGCGGAGCUGAUUACUAGACUAGAUAGCGCGAAGAGUGGCACAUUCAUUGGGGCUCUUCUUGGAGUGUACGCCACGUGUAAUGGCGCAGGGGAGGGACUGGACUGUCCAGAGGGAGGACUUGGCAAAUUCCAGAGAUGGCGAUACUCUCCUAUCGCGCAAUAUGUGGACUAUGAUAGAUCCGUUCCUGUUUAG